GGCAUCGUUUUUGCCCGAUCAUGGAGCUUCUUGUAAGUUCUAACCCUAUCACCAUCGCCUUCGCCUCCCUCCUUGCUUUUCCUUUGUCCGUCGAGCGAGGCCAUCCCACAGGCCACAACCAGCACCUCACCGCCGCUCCACACCCCACACAUCGCCGUCGCUCCUCGCCCCACGCGUCGACCCAGCUCCCCGCUACAUCGACACCGCUCGCCGCCGCCUCGACCCAGCUCUCCACUCCUCGCGCCGCUUGCGGCUUGCCGCCUCGACGCCACUCCCCGCCGCUGCCUCGACGUUACCUCCGAGCUUUUGCAGUUGGUGCUUAAUUAGCUUUUCAUUUUGUUAGUUUCGACUUUUAUGGUGAUUAAUAUGCAGCGGUGCACUGCGUUGUAUACAUAAAUUGGUUCGUUCUUUUAAGAAUGGAAAAAGAACAUCCAUGAAUUUGGUUCUGUUUCGGUGUUUCCCCAGUGAAAGCGAGCAAGGGAGCAAGAAAGAGCAUUGAACCCU
Messenger RNA from Linum trigynum, 504 nucleotides. The record is from the annotation of a GenBank genome assembly. NCBI's taxonomy places the organism in Eukaryota, Viridiplantae, Streptophyta, Magnoliopsida, Malpighiales, Linaceae.